CUUCCAUACAUUUACAAAAUAUGUCAAACUCACUGACAAACUCUGUCACACAAAACGGUAUUCCAGUCAACACUGCAAACUUCGCCCAACAAAUGUCCGGAUAUGGGAGUCCAGCCGUAUAUCGCGGACCAGUUCCCGGUCUCCAAAGCUGUCAAAUGGUUCAGAAUCUCGCCACUCCUCCCAACUAUAUGAGUAUCGUGACGAUGGCUAACCCACCAAACGUUGCCAUCACUCAGUCAUACAAUCCUACCACUAAUGCAAAUGCUAUACAAACGGCCAACACUUAUGGACAUAACAUAAGGACGUAUGCGGGCGGCAACAUAACAGCACACACUGUCCCACAACUGCCCAAUACUUGCACAACGAAUAUGUCGAGCGGACAGGCAUCACAUAUGGGCAAAACAACUAUCAUAUACCCGCCCAACACUAACCCACCACAACAACGACAACGGCUACAACAAAGCCAGUUAUUGGCGCGACUUAAUCAACCGCAACAACACAACCAACAAGCGGGUGUCCAGUUCCAGUAUAUUCAGUCCCAACAUACUGUCCCACAAAACCAACUGACCCGUCAGUCACUACAACAACAUGUUCUCCAAACACAAACUCAUCACAAAUCUCAGUCACAAAGUCAUCUCUCACUACAAACUCAAUCACAACUCUCCCUUCAAUCACAAGCACCACAACAUACACUCCAAACACAAUCCCUAUCACAACAACCCCUUCAGCCACAGACACCACCACUUCAGCCUAAUUCACACCAAUCUUAUGCAACGCAUGCCUUACGUGACUACGAGAAACAGGAGAGACUAAAAGCCAGACAACGAGAAGAAGACAAAUUGAAACGUUUGGCAGAACAGCAGAGAAUCAAUGAAAUCGCCCAACAGUUACAGCAAUCGAGUCAUUCAUACAUACAGUCACAGAAUACUAUGAGUUCCUCUCAAAGCACAAACUCUAUCACAACUACUGCCCCAUCACUUCAGCCCACGUCCCAAACACAAGAAAACAUCCCUCAACUCCAUAUUCCCGACGAAUUCACUGAUUUAAUGUGUGAUUCCACGGCAGCCGUAGUGACCACUGCAUCACAACCACCAAGAAGUGCGUCCAUAGAACCGGACAACACGUCGUCUGUGACUAAUGAUAUUGUGGAUGAGUCGGCCGAUGCCGAUGCGCCGACGAGACCCCAUUCCAUCGAUUCUGGUAUUCAAACCCCAAUCCAAUCCAUGCCUUCAUUAGCUGACAUUAUUGACAAUCCGAUAGCAAAUGACAAAGUGGUCGAUGAGAGCACUGAUAGGGAUAAUAACAACGAGAGGAGAGUUUCCGUUGAGAAUUGUGAGACGAUUGUACCGAACACUCCUAACCCGCCAUCAGUUGACUCCUUAUUCUCGUGCAAUGAUUUCGUGUCAAACGAGACCACCACUGAAGUCACCAACAACUCGGACGCCAAUAAAACUACAGAACAAUCCAUAAAUCAGACACCGGGCGCACCCACACCCGUACGUCCAGCGGCUCCUGUGGCUCGGAUCGCGCCCUUAGAGCCCGUGACCGCUGAUCACGAGAUAAGUUCGAGUUCUCCGCCAAACGAUCUGAUGAGUGAAGACGACUCAGACGACAGUGAGUCCAUCGAUGAGGAGGCCUUCUGUGUGGUCUGUGACCGAGAGUUCGGAGAGUUCAUCAUAUGUGGGAACUGUAACCGAUCCUUCCAUAAGGAGUGUCACGUCCCGGAGAUCAGGACUAUGCCUGAGAGUACCUUCAUUUGCACCUUUUGUAAAGAUAUGCCGCAAACACAGAGCGCCGGCAGAAGCCGACGCCCGGGAUUCUCAGACAGACAACAGUUUCAAUGCGAAAAGGUUUUGAUUGCUUUGAUUUGCCACAAAUCGAGUCAACCCUUCAAACCUGUCGAUACCGAGUCUCAAAUGCAACAAAACCUAACUUUACUGACAAUUCAGAAGAAUUUAAACAAUAAGGGCUACGAAAGUGAAGUCAUUUUCAUUAAUGACAUCAAACGAAUGAUUUCUAACUAUAAGAACAGAACCGAUGUAAUGAUGAAUAACACCCGAAGACAUGAUUGGUUACAACACUUUCNUGACAUCAAACGAAUGAUUUCUAACUAUAAGAACAGAACCGAUAUAACACCCGAAGACAUGAUUGGUUACAACACUUUCGAGAGAUACUUCGGGAAACAAAUAGUGAAACUGAUGCCAGCGUUUGCCGAUUCACUGCAGACCAGUACUUCUCAUAAUAAUAAUAACAAUAAUAAUAACUCUAAUAAUAACAGCAAACGGAGUAAAACGAGUUGUAUAUCUAUUUAACAAAUUGUUUUAAAAGUUUUGUUUAAUGUUUAUGAAAAUUUAAAAUUCUCAUCAUUGAAGCCUA
This is a messenger RNA of Oppiella nova, 2376 nucleotides long. NCBI's taxonomy places the organism in Eukaryota, Metazoa, Arthropoda, Arachnida, Sarcoptiformes, Oppiidae. The record is from the annotation of a GenBank genome assembly.